AACGUUGGGAAAGAUUAUGAGUCAAGAGGGUUGCAAUUCUAAACACGUCACAUAGUGAUUUUGGUCAGAUAGCCCUAAGCCAUGGGGUCAGCUUUGUAAAGAUUACGUCUUAGACAAAGAUGGGCAGGAGGGAACUCAGAGGGUUCGGAUUUCAGGCUUACUAAGCCCGGCUGUUACCAUGUGUAGCCCGCGGUGGACAUGUCGGUGCGUUACGGCUAAGUACGGCUCUGUCACCACAAGUGUAGGAUGUGUGACCAGCGCAGAGCCAUGUCGCUGUCCCUACUGCUACAACUGUCUGUCAUCUUCACGUGCUACGUUUGCAGAGGAUGUCUUGGUUCAGACGCUUCUGCACGACUGCGAGACGACCUUCUGGAGAAUUACGACAAGGCACGACGGCCGGUGAAGAACGUGGACCACAACGUCACGGUGGCCUUCCAAGUGGCGCUUCGGCAAAUCUCUGAUCUGGACGAGAAAAAUCAAGUACUACAGACGUUCACAUGGGUCCGAGUGUACUGGAGGGACGAAUUUCUCUCCUGGAAUGAGUCAGAGUACGGCGGGGUCAACGAACUGCAGUUUUCACCGAGCGAGUUGUGGAUUCCAGAUAUAUACUUAUAUAACAAUGUUGACGCGGGCAGUGACGGCGGGCUUCACGCGAAGACCAACAUCAUCGUGUCCCCCAGCGGGGAUGUGAAAUGGUUGGCCCCUAUCGCCUACACCAGCUCCUGUAAGAUCGACAUCAGACUCUUCCCUUAUGACGACCAGAACUGUACCAUGGUCUUCGGCUCCUGGACUCACACAGGUAUCCAGGUAGACUUGCACCCGAGGGGCAACUCGGGGGACUUGUCAAGCUACGCCGAUAACGGAGAGUUUGAACUGAUGGGGAUGCCUGUGGAAAGAAAGGUUGUGUACUACCCGUGCUGUCCAGAACCGUAUCCCAACCUCCACGUCACCAUAUCCCUCCGCCGCAGGACCAUGUUCUACUUCUUCAACCUCCUGCUGCCGGGCAUCGUCCUGGAGGUCAUUAACCCCCUGGUGUUCUUCCUGCCUCCUGAUUCCGGAGAACGGAUCGGGUUCUGUAUGACCAUCCUGCUGGCCCUGGUGGUGUUUCUGCAGAUCGUGUCGGCGUCUAUGCCACCAACAUCCGAGGCCAUUCCACUCAUCGGUGAGUUCUACGCGGCGAGUAUUUUCAUCCUUGGCGUGACAGCUCUGCUGAACAUCCUGACUCUACACGUGUACUACCACGGCGCGGGGCGGAGACCCAUGUCCAACUUCAUCCGCAAAACCUUCCUGAAGUGGACAGCCAAGAUCCUGGGCAUGGGUGACCUGUCUCAGCCAGACUGUCCUGUAGGGUCGUCAGAGUGUCAUCACUACUAUGGGCCGGUUCCGUCAGGAAAAUCCGGAAACCGGAUCUCCUGCGACAGCGACGCCGACGUCACCUGCCGUAUUCCGGACUCCCCCCGGGCCGGACAGGACCUCCUCAAGGCCGUCAUGGAGACCAAGACCGAGCGGAGCUCCAAGGCGUACGGCCAGCAUCUUGGAGAAAUCUUACGGUCCGUCAAGUACCUGAUCGGAGACUUUCAGGACAGGAAGACGACUGGAAACAGGGAGAAUGAGUGGAAGACCCUGGGACUGGUGCUGGACCGGUUCCUCAUGUUCUUUACUAUCGUCUACACCAUCGUGGCUAAUGUCGUUCUGCUGUUGCCAGCAUUCAACCUCUAGUAUUAGGCUAUACCGACUUAAUUUUAUGGAUGACAUCCUCUGAAGACCCCUAAACUAGUAUGCGCUGGCGAAUAAAAUAAAAA
Messenger RNA from Branchiostoma belcheri (Belcher's lancelet), 1802 nucleotides. Its product is annotated as neuronal acetylcholine receptor subunit alpha-10-like. Gene Ontology annotation, biological process: signal transduction; nervous system process; regulation of membrane potential. The record is from RefSeq and is a predicted model, not a curated record. Bases 247 to 1719 code for a protein of 490 amino acids. Gene Ontology annotation, cellular component: postsynaptic membrane; synapse; neuron projection. Gene Ontology annotation, molecular function: acetylcholine-gated monoatomic cation-selective channel activity; transmembrane signaling receptor activity. NCBI's taxonomy places the organism in Eukaryota, Metazoa, Chordata, Leptocardii, Amphioxiformes, Branchiostomatidae. The transcript has 9 exons.